Messenger RNA from Pygoscelis adeliae (Adelie penguin), 702 nucleotides. RefSeq names its product transcription cofactor HES-6-like. Bases 1 to 702 code for a protein of 233 amino acids. The record is from RefSeq and is a predicted model, not a curated record. NCBI's taxonomy places the organism in Eukaryota, Metazoa, Chordata, Aves, Sphenisciformes, Spheniscidae. Gene Ontology annotation, biological process: regulation of transcription by RNA polymerase II; anterior/posterior pattern specification; regulation of neurogenesis. The transcript is spliced from 3 exons. Gene Ontology annotation, molecular function: DNA-binding transcription factor activity, RNA polymerase II-specific; protein dimerization activity; RNA polymerase II cis-regulatory region sequence-specific DNA binding. Gene Ontology annotation, cellular component: nucleus.
AUGACCGCUGCAGCCACCGCCGGCGGCACCCACAAGCUCACCAGCACCAAGGAGGAGAGGAAGCUAAGGAAACCCCUCAUUGAGCGGAAGCGAAGGGAAAGGAUUAAUAACUGCUUGGACCAGCUGAAGGAGACUGUUGUGGGCGCAUUUCAUCUGGAUGUAAGCGCUCAUUUUUAUGCUGCUUUUUGUCCUUUUGCUGGUGGGGGAUUGGUUGGGGGGGGUCUCCCUCUUUUGAGAAACAGCAGCAAGCUGAUGGCUGACUCCAAGGUGGGUCUGGAAGCCCAGCAGAGGUACAGCACCGGGUACAUUCAGUGCAUGCACGAGGUGCACAACCUCCUCCUCACCUGCGAGUGGAUGGACAAGACCCUCGGGGCGCGCCUGUUAAACCACCUGCUGAAAUCCUUACCCAGGUCUGGCGAAGACACCUGCAAAGCAGCAUUAAGGCCUUCGAGCCCAUCUCAGCAGCCUCUCUUGAUGGCAAAAAGCCCCCUGAGCCCUAAGGGGAGCACUCGGGGCACAAACCCAUCACAGGAGCGCUUCAACCCUGUGGAGAACAAGCAGGCUUCAAAAAAUCCCUUCCAGCUGCCAUUGCUGUCGGUUUUCAGCCAGGUUGAUGCUGCACCUCCCAGACAGGUCCUGCAGCCAAAUUUUUCCCAUAACAACCCUAGAAUGGGGUCAUUAGAUAUGUGGAGACCAUGGUAA